UCCGGCGCACACCGGAAACACCUUCUCUCUCCCAUAACCCCCCGCGCGGCCGCACUUCCGCCUCUCUCCCGCGCCGCCACCAUGGGCAUCGACAUCCGCCACGACAAGGACCGCAAGGUGCGGCGCAAGGAGCCCAAGAGCCAGGACAUUUACCUCAGGCUGCUGGUCAAGCUGUACCGGUUCCUGGCCCGCCGCACCAACGCUCCUUUCAACCGCGUGGUUCUCAAACGUCUCUUCAUGAGCCGCUCCAACCGCCCUCCCCUGGCUCUGUCCAGGCUGAUCAGGAUGAUGAAGAAGCCGGGCAGGGCCGACAGAACGGCCGUGGUUGUCGGCACCGUCACCGACGACGUUCGCAUCCAGGACGUGCCCAAGCUCAAGGUCUGUGCUCUCCGCGUCACCCGCGGCGCCCGAACCCGAAUCCUGCGCGCCGGGGGCUCCAUCCUGACCUUCGACCAGCUGGCCAUGGCCACCCCCAAGGGCAAGGGCACCGUGCUGCUGUCAGGUCCCCGCAAGGCGCGCGAGGUCUAUCGGCAUUUCGGGAAAGCGCCGGGGACGCCGCACAGCCACACCAAGCCCUACGUUCGCUCCAAGGGCCCCAAAUUCGAGCGCGCCCGAGGCCGCCGGGCCAGCAGGGGCUACAAGAACUGAGACCCCUCCCCAAAAUAAAAAUAAAAAUACAAUUAAACAGAAUUUACAAAAUU
Catharus ustulatus (Swainson's thrush) is the source of this 701-nucleotide messenger RNA. RefSeq names its product ribosomal protein L18 (gene RPL18). Lineage: Eukaryota; Metazoa; Chordata; Aves; Passeriformes; Turdidae. Gene Ontology annotation, cellular component: cytosolic large ribosomal subunit; ribosome. Gene Ontology annotation, biological process: translation. Bases 82 to 648 code for a protein of 188 amino acids. Gene Ontology annotation, molecular function: structural constituent of ribosome; RNA binding. The record is from RefSeq and is a predicted model, not a curated record. The transcript has 7 exons.